AUGUCAUUACCAAGUAAGUCAACUGUUAAUCAAACCUUAGAUCUGUUAUCUAUUUCACCAAUUCCAGCUGCUAUCUUAGGUGGAUCACUUUUACUCAAAGGUUUGGCAGGUAAUCCAAUUCCUGUCACCUCCCCAGUACAAGGUUCAUCUGGCUCAUUCUUAUUCCGUAAUAAAUUGGAUGUUCUUAAACCUACCCGUGCUUCUUGUUUCACAUUUGGUGGUGCAUCUCUUUUGGGUGCUUGGAUGAUGUUUGAUGGUGAGCCAAUCAAUGCCAGUGGGUUUAAUUUUGCAUGGCUGACUUUAUACCUUAUUGUCAAUGGGAAAGCAUCACUUCUGAGUAUAUUCAGAGGUAAGGUUGCACCACUUGCAAUUAGUGGUUUAGCUGUAUUCAAUGCUGGUUUAUACGGUAGAGAAUUCUUAUGGAGCAAAAAUAGCCCGUUCAAAGGAUAA
Messenger RNA from Candida tropicalis MYA-3404, 450 nucleotides. RefSeq lists its product as uncharacterized. The record is from RefSeq and is a predicted model, not a curated record. The transcript has a single exon. NCBI's taxonomy places the organism in Eukaryota, Fungi, Ascomycota, Pichiomycetes, Serinales, Debaryomycetaceae. Gene Ontology annotation, cellular component: mitochondrion. The coding region runs from base 1 to 450 and encodes 149 amino acids.